Molecule: messenger RNA, 1885 nt
Organism: Scatophagus argus
Lineage: Eukaryota; Metazoa; Chordata; Actinopteri; Scatophagidae
Gene: ovch1
Product: ovochymase 1
Exons: 14
Coding region: 96-1682 (528 amino acids)
Biological process (GO): proteolysis
Molecular function (GO): serine-type endopeptidase activity
Source: RefSeq, a predicted model, not a curated record
GAGCUGAGUUCGACCUCCAGGUGUUUCUAAUCAGGCAGGUGAGACAGCAGACUCAUCAAAGAGCUGAGUGUUGGUGAACGAGCUGGUGGGACACAAUGCUGUCUGUGCUCUGUCUUCUGUUCAGUCUUCACACAGCUGCAUUCAGUCAGAAACCUUCAAAAGCAUCAGAUCACAACAGCACAGAUUUAAAGUUAAAUGUCAUCCAGAAUCAGCUGAAUGUGACUUUAAAUGAACAAGAAACUUUCUCUGGACACUCUGAAUUCAGCAAUGUGUCCGGGGUGCGGCCCUUCAUUACCGAACAAGAGAUGGAGUCCAGGAUCAUCGGGGGCCACGAGGCCUGGGCUCACUCAUGGCCCUGGCAGGUUUCUCUUCAGUUUGCCACCAUGCCGGCCUGUGGAGGAGCAGUCAUCAGCCCGCUGUGGGUCGUUUCUGCCGCUCACUGCUUCAAGAGGUACAAUAAGGCUUCUUUCUGGACGGUUCUGGCUGGAAAACACGACCUGGAUAAUCCUCAUGAACCUGGACAACAAACGGUUGGAGUCUCCAUGAUCAUCAACCAUCACGACUACAACACUCGGACCAAAGAGAAUGACAUGUCCCUGUUGAAGCUGCAGCAGCCGCUGGUCUUCACCCAGUUUGUGAGACCCAUCGACAUCUGGAGACAUCCUCUGCCUCCCUUCUGGAAGUGCACCAUCACUGGCUGGGGCUCCACCCGAGAGAAUGGUCCCCGAGUUCACAGACUCCAGGAGGUGAAUGUUACCAUCCUGCCCCCUGAUGUCUGUAACCAGUACUACCUCGGAAGGAUGCGACCCUCCAUGUUCUGUGCUGGGGAGGAUGGAGGAGGUGUUGACGCCUGCCAGGGGGACUCUGGAGGUCCUCUGUCCUGCUUCACUGGCAGCAGAUAUGAGCUGGCAGGUUUGGUGAGCUGGGGAGUCGGUUGUGGACGCGUCAGAAGACCAGGAGUCUACACCAAAAUCCAACAGCACACUCGUUGGAUCUCUGACAUCAUGAAUGAUCAAAAUAUCAUGUAUGCAGAUGACGUCAUGACUGAGGAGGACAGGUGUGGUAGGCAGCAGAGCUCCAGCUGUGAGAGGACUCCAGGCCUUGCAUCUCUCUCAGUGUCCCAGGAUGGUGAGGUUUCUGUGGGUAACGUGACAGAGUCCUGUCCCUUCUUCUGGCCCUGGCAGGCCAGCCUGCAGUCCAAUGGACGUCACUACUGCAGCGGAGCGCUGAUCCACCGCCGCUGGGUCAUCGCUGCUCAGCACUGCAACGUCAGAGCUAAAGAGGACUUGGUGGUUCUGGGAGUCCACGACCUGCGCUUCUCAUCGUCUCAAACCAUCCCAGUGGAUGAAGUUUUCAACCUGCCGCAGGAUGGCAGCUUCCCCCCAAGCUCUGACCUGUCGUUGCUCCGUCUCAGCGUGGCUGCCAGAUUCAGCUCUAAUGUGUCUCCAGUUUGUGUCCCUGAUGAAGAUGAGGAGCUCAAUGAUGGCUGGUCUUGUGUCACAACUGGCUGGGGAUCCACGAAAGCAAUAGUGGACAUCGAUCCAGACCGGCUGCACCACGUUGGCCUGGCUCUGGUAAAUCAGACGAGCUGCAGGGAGAAGUGGGGAGGAGGACUCGUCGGUGACUCCCAUGUCUGUUCACAUCCUGCAGGCUCCACCUCCUGCACGGUAACUCGCCCUUAAAGGUGAUUCUGGAGCUCCGCUGCUGUGUCGGAAACGUGGUACAUACUUCCUGUUUGGUGUGGUCACAUGGGGCAGCAGGAGGUGUGAUGCAGACAAACCGGCCGUCUUCUCCAAAAUAUCACAUUAUCACUCAUGGAUCACUGAGAUGACUGAGGAUGUCUGAAUGUUUGUUAGAAAAUAAACUUGACUUUGACUUUUCUGGA